CUGAAGCGGAGCGCUCAUCCCUCCUCCGAAGCUGUAGCUGCCCACUCCCCUCGCCUUCCUCCUUGGCAACUGUGCGCUCCUCAGCAUCAUGCUGUGGCGGGGCAGCCAGGUGCUACGGCACUUCUCCACCGGCCAGAGGUUCCCUGGACCCCUACGUGAGCGGUGUAAGAUCGGGACAGCGGACUAGUGUGAGCACUGAGCUCUGGCCUUGCAAGGUUUACCGGACGUGGCUGGGACGUUGCAAGCAGCGACAGCUCGGUGCUUCCCACCGAGCAGCUGCGGCGAGGUUUCCAGGAUCACCCAGCGCUUCGGGAGUGGCCACGCUGGAACCCUGUAAAACUAGAGAGUAAGAGCCCGGCCUGGCCCAGCCCACAGGCUUGGGAUUGCAUCAGCGCUUCUAGAAACGGGGCCGACACGUUGCAAGUGACUGCCUUCAGCAGUUCGGUGGGAGAAGAGCCUAUUGAGUCUAGACAAUUCAGGCUGUUCGGGCAAGGAAAUCGUCUAUCCUGUUCUCUUAAGUCUUUUUUUGUCAGCAGUACACCCUAAUUGUGUUAUAAAAGAUUCUUUCCCCCUCUUGGCUUUUCUCUGGCAAUGCCAUAUGUUUGUUUUUUGUUUUUUUGUUUUUUUUUUUAAUUGAAGGAAGAAUCCUGAGUUGUAGUAGUUCCAGAUUUGCAUUUAUUUCAAAGUUUUCUUUUUCCUAGAUAAGCACAAAUGGUCGGAAUCAUUUUGGUCCUUACAAUCAAUUCUAGUGAGUUUGUUGAACAUCAAAGUUUAUAAAAUCGGAAGGGCAAGCUGUGUCGGCCCUGGGUUUUUGACUGCUCUGCUGGGCAGUCCAUGGACCCUUCCUUAAUUUCUUCAGCCACUCUGGCUGUGCAGUCUGGUCAGGUGGCACAGACAGCAAAAGGCCGUGUCUAAUGACCUUGCCUUUGUCACCACCUUGUCAGUGAACUGUUGGAAAGCUGAAAGGAAGAAGUCUUGAAGGAUGAGCAGAUUUCCAUCCUGGGACUACUGGGACUACAGAAGGGUUUAUUUCAAAAACAAGCUGAAGUUGGCACUUAUUGGCCAGAGCCUCUUUGGACAGAAAGUCUACAGCCACCUCCAGAAAGAAGGCCAUCGAGUGGUGGGGGUGUUCACAGUUCCAGACAAGGAUGGGAAGGCUGAUCCUCUAGCUUUGGCUGCAGAGAAAGAUGGGACCCCUGUGUUCAAGUUCCCCAGAUGGAGAGUGAAGGGUAAAACCAUCGAGGAGGUGGCAGAAGCCUACCGGUCGGUGGGCGCUGAGCUCAACGUGCUGCCCUUCUGCACACAGUUCAUCCCCAUGGAUGUCAUUGACGGCCCAAAGCACGGCUCCAUCAUCUACCACCCAUCGCUCCUACCCAGGCACAGAGGAGCUUCGGCCAUCAACUGGACUCUAAUCAUGGGAGAUAAGAAAGCUGGGUUUUCUGUUUUCUGGGCAGAUGAUGGCUUAGACACAGGACCCAUCCUUCUUCAGAGAUCAUGUGACGUCAAACCCAAUGACACAGUGGAUGUGCUCUAUAACCGGUUCCUUUUUCCUGAGGGGAUCAAGGCCAUGGUAGAAGCCGUCCAACUCGUAGCUGACGGAAAAGCUCCUCGAAUUCCCCAGCCGGAAGAGGGGGCAACAUAUGAAGGUAUCCAGAAGAAGGAAAAUGCUGAGAUUUCGUGGGACCAGCCUGCUGAAGUUUUGCAUAACUGGAUCCGAGGUCAUGAUAAGGUCCCUGGAGCCUGGGCAGACAUAAAUGGACAGAUGGUGACUUUCUACGGCUCUUCAUUAUUGACUAGUCCUGUGCCUGCUGGAGAACCACUGGACAUUACAGGUGCCAAGAAGCCUGGUCUUGUUACCAAAAAUGGACUUGUUCUUUUUGGUAAUGAUGGAGAAGCACUGAUGGUGAGGAACCUGCAGCUUGAGGAUGGGAAGAUGAUCCCCGCCUCCCAGUACUUUUCAUCGGGUGAGACAUCAGUGGUUGAACUUUCAGCUGAGGAGAUGAAAGUAGCAGAGACCAUCAAGGUCAUCUGGGCUCGAAUUUUAAGCAACAUCCCUGUGAUUGAAGACUCCACAGACUUCUUUAAAUCUGGAGCAAGCUCAAUGGAUGUUGUGAGGCUGGUGGAGGAGGUCAGGCUGCACUGUGGAGGGCUUCAGCUGCAGAAUGAGGAUGUCUACAUGGCCACCAAGUUUGCAGAUUUCAUCCAAAAGGUUGUGCGGAAACUGAGAGGAGAGGACCAAGAGGCGGAGCUGGUGGUGGAUUAUGUCUCAAAGGAGGUCAACGAAAUGACGGUGAGAAUGCCCUAUCAGUGUUUCAUAAACGGACAGUUUGUGGAUGCCGAGGAUGGAGAGACGUACGCCACCGUCAACCCCACAGACGGAUCUACACUAUGCAGAGUAUCCUACGCUUCAUUAGUGGAUGUUGACAAAGCAGUAGCUGCAGCCAAGGACGCCUUUGAAAAUGGAGAAUGGGGAAGGAUGAAUGCCAGAGAAAGAGGAAGACUGAUGUACAGACUUGCCGACCUACUGGAAGAAAACCAAGAGGAGCUGGCGACCAUAGAAGCACUGGAUUCCGGGGCUGUCUACACGCUGGCGCUGAAGACUCACAUCGGAAUGUCUGUGCAGACGUUCCGAUACUUCGCAGGCUGGUGUGACAAAAUUCACGGCUCUACAAUUCCAAUCAAUCAGGCCCGGCCAAACCGCAACCUGACCUUCACCAAGAAGGAGCCACUUGGCCCCUGCGCCAUCAUCAUCCCCUGGAACUACCCCCUGAUGAUGCUGGCCUGGAAGAGCGCAGCGUGCCUGGCAGCCGGCAACACCCUGGUACUCAAGCCUGCGCAGGUCACGCCUUUGACGGCUCUGAAGUUUGCAGAGCUGACGGUGAAGGCGGGCUUUCCCAAGGGGGUGAUCAACAUCAUUCCUGGCUCAGGGGGUGUCGCAGGACAGCGGCUUUCUCAGCACCCCGACAUCCGCAAGCUUGGUUUCACAGGCUCCACCUCCGUGGGCAAACAAAUCAUGAAAAGCUGUGCUGUGAGCAACCUGAAGAAAGUUUCCCUUGAACUUGGUGGCAAAUCCCCACUUAUAAUAUUCAGUGACUGUGAACUUGACAAGGCAGUGCGGAUGGGCAUGGGUGCGGUGUUUUUCAACAAAGGGGAGAACUGCAUCGCAGCUGGGCGGCUGUUCGUGGAGGAGGCCAUUCACGAUGAGUUUGUCACCAGAGUGGUGGAAGAGGUCAAAAAGAUGAAGAUCGGUGACCCACUGGACAGAGCCACAGACCAUGGGCCCCAAAACCACAAAGCCCAUCUGGAGAAGCUGCUGCAGUACUGUGACGCCGGGGUGAAGGAGGGGGCCACGCUGGUGUGCGGAGGGAGACAGGCGCAGAGGCCGGGCUUUUUCAUGGAACCCACUGUGUUCACAGGCGUGGAAGACCACAUGUACCUUGCCAAAGAGGAAUCCUUCGGGCCUAUUAUGGUCAUUUCUAAAUUCCAGAAUGGGGACAUUGAUGGAGUGCUGCAACGAGCCAAUAACACGGAGUAUGGUUUGGCCUCAGGGGUUUUCACAAGAGACGUUAGCAAAGCCAUGUACGUGAGUGACAAGCUAGAGGCAGGUACCGUUUUCAUCAACACCUAUAACAAGACAGACGUGGCAGCCCCGUUCGGUGGGGUGAAGCAGUCUGGCUUUGGAAAAGACUUAGGUGAGGAAGCCCUGAAUGAAUAUCUCAAGACCAAAACAGUGACACUUGAGUAUUAGAGAAACGCCAGCACCAGGAAACCUUUGACGGAGGGCCCACUUCUCCAUCCUCACACACAGAAGACCGUUGCAGUGCUGAGGAAGGAGGAGCCAUGAAACACAAACACGGACCAAGAAGAGGGCCACUUGAGGAAGCAUUUACCUGAGGGCCUCAGCAAAUUCAAGCAUACUUUAUCAUUAAAUGCUUGCCUCUGUUAGGUUUUUAACAGUGUUGGGUACUGUAUGUAUUUCUGAAGUAUCGAAGCUCCCUCUCCCUCCCAGGAAGGAUUAUUCUCUUCAAGGUCAUUCCUCUUGAACACACUGACCUCACUCAAAGGUACAUUUAAGAUUUCUGGGUCUCAAGCCCCAAGCCGAUGCUGGACACUAACAACUAUUUCUUUAGCUCUGCUCUCCGAGAACAGUACCUAGAACACAGUGGCGGUUCUCCUCCUUUCACAUUGGGAGCAGUGUUGUUGGUCUUUGUGCCUUUAGCUAUUUUGUAACCCUGUGACAGAAGCGC
Molecule: messenger RNA, 4247 nt
Organism: Meriones unguiculatus (Mongolian gerbil)
Lineage: Eukaryota; Metazoa; Chordata; Mammalia; Rodentia; Muridae
Gene: Aldh1l2
Product: aldehyde dehydrogenase 1 family member L2
Exons: 24
Coding region: 983-3748 (921 amino acids)
Biological process (GO): 10-formyltetrahydrofolate catabolic process; one-carbon metabolic process; biosynthetic process
Cellular component (GO): cytoplasm
Molecular function (GO): aldehyde dehydrogenase (NAD+) activity; formyltetrahydrofolate dehydrogenase activity
Source: RefSeq, a predicted model, not a curated record